AUGAGUGCAAUAAAAGAUGAAGCUCUGAGAGCCAAAGAAAUUGCUGAGAAUAGAUUGCAGACUGGUGAUUUUGCAGUGGCACUGAAGUUUGCUAUGAAAGAUCAGCGACUGUUUCCUGAUACCCAGAACAUUACUCAGAUCAUUACUAUUUAUGAGGUUCACUAUGCUUCUCAGAACAAACUCUCUACAUCUGAUAUGAACUGGUAUGGAAUUCUUCUAACUGAUAAAUUUUCUAAAGAAGCAAUGAUAAAGAGACAGUAUAGAAAACUUGCACCGCUACUUCAUCCUGAUAAAAAUAAAUCUGCUGGAGCAGAGGCCGCUUUCAAGUUGAUUGUGGAAGCUAACAGAAUAUUGAGUGACCCAACAAAGCGUUCUUUAUAUCACAUGAAGAUUAGCCGCCUUGCUGGAAUUAAAGCACCUCAGGAUCCAUCCUAUCACCAUAAUCUUCACACUUCUUCAACACAAAUCCCGCUGGCCACUUGGAACUCAACCUGUAAAAUCGCAUAA
This is a messenger RNA of Vicia faba (fava bean), 507 nucleotides long. The record is from the annotation of a GenBank genome assembly. Lineage: Eukaryota; Viridiplantae; Streptophyta; Magnoliopsida; Fabales; Fabaceae.